AUGGCGGCGGCGGCGAGGAUCCGGCGUCAGCACGCGCGGUGCGCGCCGCCCAAGAAGCCGCGCGCGGCAGCGACCCGCAAGGCUCCCAUCGACGUCGUCUACCUCGAGCACCCGAAGAUCGCAGGGUGUUUCGCCGCAGUCGUUGCGAAGGGUGUGAGCUUCGAGGCGAUCCAGCAGGAGUUCAAAAGCUCACUCGAGCUGAGCGUGGACAAGGUCCAAUACCACGUCAACGGCACGCGCCACGUCGCGUCCGACUCCGCCGGCCUCGAGGUGAUCUUUGCCGCUGCGGCCAAGGAGGGCAAGACGUCCUGCACGCUGCGCCCAUUCGAUGUCGCGGCGACGCUCAAGCAGAGCGGGGCGGACGAGGGCAGUGUGCGUCCGCCGUUCACCGAGGCCUCCCCGCGGCCGCUCGGCGGUGGCGUCGCCUCGUCCUCGGCUCUCGUGCUGCAUGAGCCGGAGGGCACCCCCGCGUGGCUCGGCGCGGCCGAAGGCGAGCUGGCUCGCGUUCCAUACGGCGAGCGCCAAGCCACGAGCCGCACACACCCGGCUGCACAUACCGUUUUGCCUCAAGGCCUCGCGCCGGUCUUCCCUCUAGGCGACCCGAGCGCGAGCUGUGGGCGCAUCGCCGCCGAUCCGCCCGCCGCCGAGCCGAUCGACUGA
Messenger RNA from Emiliania huxleyi CCMP1516, 660 nucleotides. RefSeq lists its product as hypothetical. Bases 1 to 660 code for a protein of 219 amino acids. Lineage: Eukaryota; Haptophyta; Isochrysidales; Noelaerhabdaceae. The transcript has 2 exons. The record is from RefSeq and is a predicted model, not a curated record.